This is a messenger RNA of Arachis ipaensis, 1635 nucleotides long. RefSeq names its product putative N-acetyltransferase HLS1. Lineage: Eukaryota; Viridiplantae; Streptophyta; Magnoliopsida; Fabales; Fabaceae. Gene Ontology annotation, molecular function: acyltransferase activity, transferring groups other than amino-acyl groups. The record is from RefSeq and is a predicted model, not a curated record.
UUUCAUUUUCAUGUAUACGAGUGUAUCUAAUUAUUAUCUCACUAUAUAUAUAUGGUGUAUAAGUGUGAAUGUGAAUUUCCAAAUUGGUGCGAACCUAUGAUGGCGUACGAACAUUGAAGGCUGGCUCUACCUCUGAUUAGUGACCCAAACUUCGAAGCCUUUUGGUGGCUGAGUUUUCUUUCUCACAAAUCACACUAUCAUACUGCACUCCCUAGCUAAUAAUCACUCUCGAUAACGCCGCUUUGGAGGAGAUAUUCUUCAUCAUCUCCCUCCCUCCUUUCAUCUCCUUCAUAGUCUAUAUAAGGCACUGCCAUUUUUCACUAUAUCAAUUCACUUCUCUCCCUUUUUCUUUCUUUUUCUUUGUUUCUCCCGGUGUGGAAGAAGUUAACAUGGGUGAGGAGUUUCAUCAUGGUGUUGUUAUGAGAGAGUAUGAUCCUAAUAGAGACAGAGAAAGAGUAGAAGAAGUAGAGAGAAUAUGUGAGGUUGGACCCAGUGGAAAGCUUUCUAUCUUCACCGACCUCCUCGGUGACCCUAUCUGCAGGGUCCGCCACUCACCUUCUUUCCUCAUGCUGGUGGCGGAGAUUGGAGAUGAGAUAGUGGGAAUGAUAAGGGGUUGCAUCAAAACCAUCACGUGCGGAAAGAAGCCCUCCAGAAACACCAAACACAGCGACACUAGUAACACUGGUAACAGUAACAGACAUCUCCCUGUUUAUGCUAAAGUCGCCUACAUAUUAGGCCUUCGCGUUUCCCCCUCUCACCGGAGAAUAGGAAUAGGGUUGAAGCUGGUGCAUCGAAUGGAGGCAUGGUUCAGAGAUAAUGGCGCAGAGUAUUCCUACAUGGCAACGGAAAACGACAAUUUAGCAUCCGUGAAACUCUUCACUGACAAAUGCGGUUACACAAAGUUCCGUACUCCUUCCAUCCUUGUCAACCCCGUUUUCGCCCACCGUCUCACCCUCUCCCCAAAGGUCAAAAUCAUCCACCUUACCCCCUCCCAAGCGGAAGCCAUCUACCGCCGCCGAUUCGCCACCACCGAGUUCUUCCCCCGUGACAUCGACGCCGUCCUCAACAACAAACUCUCAGUCGGGACCUUCCUCGCCGUUCCCGACGGCGCCACCUGGCAAGGCACGGAUCACUUCCUAUCCGACCCACCCAAGUCGUGGGCCAUACUUAGCAUAUGGAACUCUAAGGAACUCUUCACGCUCCAGGUGCGUGGUGCGUCGCGCGUGAAACGCACGCUUGCGAAGACGACUCGCGUGGUUGACAAGGCUUUUCCCUUUUUACGGUUACCUUCAUUUCCGGACUUCUUCAAGCCGUUCGGGUUCCACUUUGUGUACGGAAUUGGAGGAGAAGGUCCCGAGGCGGUUAAGAUGGUUAAGACUUUGUGCGAUUUUGCGCACAACGUGGCCAAAGAACGUGAUUGCGGCGCGGUAGUUACCGAAGUGUCUGGUCAAGAACCGUUGCGGUUUGGGAUACCGCACUGGAAGAUGCUAUCGUGUCCUGAAGAUCUAUGGUGCAUUAAGAGGCUCGGUGAGGAUUACAGCGACGGUUCCGUUGGUGACUGGACCAAAUCUCCACCUGGAAUUUCCAUUUUUGUUGAUCCAAGAGAAGUCUGAAAUCAUUAUUACUCUACAAGAG